Messenger RNA from Purpureocillium takamizusanense, 2037 nucleotides. RefSeq names its product Saccharopine dehydrogenase (gene LYS1). Lineage: Eukaryota; Fungi; Ascomycota; Sordariomycetes; Hypocreales; Ophiocordycipitaceae. Gene Ontology annotation, molecular function: saccharopine dehydrogenase activity. Gene Ontology annotation, cellular component: cytoplasm. The transcript has a single exon. Bases 358 to 1239 code for a protein of 293 amino acids. The record is from RefSeq and is a predicted model, not a curated record.
CGUGUCUAUCGAGCAGCACUGCAGUCAUCCUGGUUGUCGUUUGUUUGUCUUGGGAAGCUUCACCGCCCUGUCCUGCGAGCGCCUCCCGACAAUUUUUCCCCCCUUUACACGCCGACCGCCGGUUCUCGCAGCGAGUUUGACGCUCCUGGAGAACCUCGUGCCCCGCUAGCUACGCUCUUUAUUUGCGCCACCACGCCACGCGCGGCAGACAACUUUGUUGCUUCUUUUCCUCCCCUUCCCUUCUCUCUCCCAUCCUCCCACUCUUCAAAAACCCCUUCUCUUCCUUCGCGGAAGCCAAUUGCCGCCCCCGACUGACCGACCGACCGACCCCCUUCGCACAGCAAAAAUCACAUCGUCAUGUCUGGAUACCCCGCCAUCCUGCUCCGGGCGGAGCAGAAGCCCCUCGAGCAUCGCUCCUUCUCGCCCGCCGUCAUCGGCUCCCUCGUCAAGGCCGGCUACCCCGUCUCCGUGGAGCGCUCCUCGACGGACCCGGACUUCAAGCGCAUCUUCGACGACGACGAGUACGAGGCCGCGGGCGCGAAGCUCGUCCCCGCGGGCGGCUGGCCGACGGCCACCCCGGGCACGCUCGUCCUGGGGCUCAAGGAGAUACCCGAGGAGGACUUCGCGCUGACCAACGACCACAUCUCGUUUGCGCACUGCUACAAGAACCAGGGCGGCUGGGAAAAGGUCCUCGGCCGCUUUCCCCGCGGGGGGUCCGUCCUGUACGACCUCGAGUUCCUCGUCGACGAGCAGGGCCGCCGCGUCAGCGCCUUUGGCUACCACGCGGGCUUCACGGGCGCCGCCCUCGGCGCAAAGGCCCUCGCCUGGCAGCUCGCCCACCCCGCCGCCGCCGCCGCCGCGCAGAAGCUCCCCUCGGUGGCCAGCUUCACCGACGGCCGCGGCUACUACCGCAACGAGGACGAGCUCGUCGAGCAGAUCCGCGGGGACGUGGCCGCCGCGGAAAAGGCCCUCGGCCGCAAGCCCACGGCCAUGGUGCUCGGCGCGUUGGGCCGCUGCGGCAAGGGCGCCUGCGACCUCUUCGUCAAGGCCGGUAUUCCCGAGGCGAACAUCACCCGCUGGGACCUCGCCGAGACCAAGGGCCGCGAUGGCCCGUACGAGGAGAUUGCGCAGCAUGACAUUUUCCUCAACGCCGUGCGUUCUCCCUCCCCCGCCCCCUUCCCCCCUUCUGUCUAUCGAAUCGAACCGUCGCACCCUCAUUUCAGCCCUACCUCUACGUAAGCCCACCCGCUGAUCGACAGAAACGAAAAUAAACAGAUCUACCUCUCCAAGCCCAUCCCCCCCUUUGUCAACAACGACCUCCUCUCCAAGGCCGGCCGCAAGCUCGCCGUCGUUGUCGACGUCUCCUGCGACACCACCAACCCGCACAACCCCAUCCCCAUCUACAACAUCAACACCACCUUUGACGAUCCCACCGUGCCCGUCGAGGUCGCAAACGACGAGAACAAGGCCGCCACCCCGCUCACCGUCAUCAGCAUUGACCACCUCCCGUCGAUGCUGCCUCGCGAGGCCAGCGAGGCCUUCAGCGACGGUCUCAAGGAGUCCCUGCUGCAGCUCAAGGACCGCAAGAGCGCCCGCGUCUGGACUGACGCCGAGAAGCUGUUCAACGAAAAGGUGGCGCUGCUGCCCGAGUCGCAGCGCAAGAAGGAGCUGUAAUUGGGCACCACCCCCGAUAGUUUUGCUUCCGCAAUGCCUAUUUUAUGCGCGCGUGUGUUGUCGGGUACCAGAGGAUUGGGGGCGGGGGAAAGCCGUUAGACGCUGCCACACUAAUUCGCGCUCACGUCUAGAGCGGGCACGGCGCCUGCGGUAUGGAUGGGACCACCGGUCGGGCUGCCGUCGCUACGUCGGAUGUGCGCGCGAAGACAGACCACACCCGAACUGGCCUACUCUAGAGGAUAGACGGCCAGUUUAGACACGAUACAUGAAAACAAAGAAAGUAGAGAAGAGGGGGCUCAGAGCCACCGUCGCAUGCAGGCCCUGUGCCGUGCGGCGUGACAUGCAUAUUCUCAGCUUCAACGC